Molecule: messenger RNA, 1162 nt
Organism: Caenorhabditis elegans
Lineage: Eukaryota; Metazoa; Nematoda; Chromadorea; Rhabditida; Rhabditidae
Source: the annotation of a RefSeq genome assembly
AUGUCCACCUCUCUACGCGAAAAUCAGCUCAUUAUUCGAGCAUGUAUUCUCUACGAAGCUCUCGACAAGAAGCCGAUUCAAGAAUCGUACAAAAAUUUCUGUAGAAAAGUGGGGAAAGACGUCAUGACAUUUUAUGAAUUCGAUUUUUGGUAUUGGAGAUUUUACCACGGAAAUCACGAUUUGCAUUAUGAUAGAAGCUUCGACCCAGCUCCCUCUCCCAUGUCGGACAUGCCCAUCAAUGUGAUUCAAAAAAUUGUAGGCUACGUGGAUUCCAUCGACACAUUGGCCCUGAUGAAGGUAUCGCGAAAAUUUCGAAAAAUUGCACAGAAGAGCGAUGUUAGAAUUGAAGAUCUUUCUGUGAUGUAUCAGGAAGAUGAAGAAUGUUGUGAAGUUGUCUCAAAUUGGCGUCAUAAAAUCACUUACGCACGGGAUAGUUACAGUUGUAGGAUUACUUAUCAAAAUGGAGAAGACGAAAGAAAGGAAAAAUUUGUCGGAGGAGAGAAUUAUGUAGAGUUGUGCAACAAUGAUCUCAAGUUAUUGAUGGAAAAUCGAACGGUUCAAUUGAAAACUUUUAGUUUCACAGUUUUUGAAUCAGAAGAAGAAGGCAAUGGAUUCCGCGAGAAUCGCAUCAAGGAUAUCACGAAAAUUCUAAACUCCACAAAGAGCUUGAUGACAAAAACUAUAAAAUCGACGAAUCUAUCGUUUCCGGAAUUCGCUUCUCUGCUUUCAAUCUUCCCGGCUAAGAAUCUGCAAAAAAUAAUUUUCGAAGCGGGAUUUCAACCUACACAUUUUGGAUACAAGCAGCUCGUCAGAAUGAAUCAAUGGAAGAUGGCUAAGGAGUUUCAUGGAGAUUGAUCACUUUUUGAAUUUCGAUAGUUUUGACGUCAAAUUAUUGAGAUUCGGUUCAGGAGAUGCAAUUAAAUUACGAGAUAUGAUUGAAAAUUCUCCCGAUUUCAAGGAAGCUCGAAUCGCUGCGAAGUAUAUGGAUCACGAUAGAGAGGACGGAACAUUUUUGUUCGACGAUGCAUAUGAUGAAGAUUCUGAAUAUGAAGACCGCGAAACUAGCUAUACAACACAUGACAAGAGAGUAUUUCACGUCACCAUUCGCGAAAAUAUGUUAUUCAUUAGUAAAUCUGACUUGAAACCGGGUUUCAACUUUUAA